Colossoma macropomum (tambaqui) is the source of this 3173-nucleotide messenger RNA. RefSeq lists its product as uncharacterized. The record is from RefSeq and is a predicted model, not a curated record. NCBI's taxonomy places the organism in Eukaryota, Metazoa, Chordata, Actinopteri, Characiformes, Serrasalmidae. The transcript is spliced from 3 exons. Bases 356 to 1864 code for a protein of 502 amino acids.
GCAAGAAGAAAACGGGAAAGAGGUUUUUAUUCGGUCUUUGUUGUUUUGGUUUUUGGGAUGUGGCACCUGGACAGCAAAGCGCUUGGUCAUUUGUUUUCACGCGGGUAUUCGGCCUUAUAUAGACGCUUAGACUCUCAUUCUUCCGAAUGGCUUGUUGUUGUGAGCGAAUGUAAGUGAUAAACUGAACGUGUUGAGCUAAGAAGUAGUAGUCAGCGCUGCGGGUUAGCGUUAGCGACCGUUAGCCUUGCUGCUAGCUAGCUAGAGUAAAGCCUUCGCUAGGCAGCUGCUGUUAGCUGUUUGUUAAGGGUCGGGUUUAGCCAGUCAGUGGCUCUUUAUCGUAACUAUCUGGCGCACGAUGGAUGUCAAUUUAACAAUUUCUCUCAUGAGAGGGCAAAUGGGUGUUGUUAUUGAGAAGGCAGUGAACGCUGCGGUGGAGACGGUGCUGGGCGAGAUGAUCCGGGUCGUCAGUCUGAAAUUCGAGGAGUUUAGGAGGGAGAUGACGGCCAAAGAGAAAGAGAACGAGAACAUCAGGAAUAUGCUGGAGAUGUCCCGGUGUCAGAUGAAAACCAUGCGGAGAUAUUUGAACGCACUGACGGCUAGAGAAGACAGACAGGCUCUACAGAAUCACCGACCCGUGCUCGUUCAGUUCGAGCCAGGCAGAGCACGUAAUGUUCACCAGGCGAGAGACGUGGUGCCCCCGAGAAGGUGCUCCGCCAGUAACGUGUCGCCCUGUAUUGAAGUUCAGAAUCCUGUUCCGAAACCAGCUCGUAUCGCAGAGCCCACAUGGGAGAAACAGUUACCCGCACCAACAGCUCAAAACGUGAUUCAGGAACCUGUCCCAGCCGAGAGCUACACAAAUUCUGACAUUUACAGCGAGGACGUGCAUAGGCCGAAACUGCACAUGGGACCUGUGAAAGCAGAGAACUCAAGUGCCGCUGUGAUAGAAAGUGACGGUCUGGUGGCAGAAAGCAGUGAUCCUUUAUGGGGUCAGACGCCUCCAGCACAACAGGCUUCUUCAGAAGUGGAGCACACAGACACAAUGGACCCCAACCUCCCCCCUGUUGCCGAUAAUAGCGAGGUGUUUAACACAGCCACGGCAGCCUGUGGAGAGUCUCCUUUCAAGAUCAAACAGGAGGAAGGAGAGGUUGAAAUUGUCCAGGUGAAGGAGGAGCCAGUGGAAGCCGUCAACUCAGAAUGUGCUAGGACAGAGCUUUGUCAGCAGGCAGCGGAAGUAGGACCAGGCAUCUCCCUAGACCUGCCACUGAGCCAACAGUGUCCCCAGAUUUCAUGUCCUUCGAUCACUGAACCAAGCUUCAUGGGUGUGGACCCAAGCACAUAUGCUGAGUCUCAGCUGGCCAUGGCAAGUGGCCAGAGGCAGGUCCGUCCAUGGUGUAAGGACCUGAACCUGUAUGAGGAAUAUAAGCGCAAAAGGAUCGAAGUGCGUAAACGCAGCGAGACGCGGCGGCGAGAGCUGGAGCAGACGCUGCCUCAGGCACUGCUGGCCGACCUGGUAAAGGAGCGCAGGGAGAAGACGCGCCUUCGAGUGGCCCGCUGGCGAGCCAAGCGCAAGCUACAGGCCUGUCUGAUGUCGCAGGCGGCACAGUUAAAUGGAGCACCAGCACAGGGGCUGUUCACUCAGCGUGGCAGUCGGAGGCGAGGAGGGGCGACUGCACAGCAGGGGGGCUUUGCCCUGGGCAGACCUGGCACAUCUGAGACUGGAGCAUACACUCUACCACUGCAGAUAGGAACCAGUCCUUUACUGGCAGCACAGAGACUCAGUGUGGCCGAGGGUCAGAUGCAGCCUGGAUCUGCUAUGUUCCAACAGCAUAGAACUCCCGCAGCUGGCUCCGAGAUGUUUCAGUGAUAGGACUAUUAUGAUCAGGAAGUUUAAGGAGCUCAGGUUUGGUUUGGGGACUGUGAUACAGAAUGACAAUAUUAAUUUAUUACACAGAGUUUGCAGUGUACGAAAAGAAGGACUUUUCACAAGAGGGACUCUUCCCAAGAUGGUGGUUAGAACUUAAUAUUGUCUUCUAAGGGGGCACCCAUUUUUUAGAGAACACAUUUAACCAUCAUACCACUGGGGUGAUGGGAGGUUUGAUGUUUAUGAUUACUGUACUUCACAGAGUGACCAUGAGGCUAUUUACAUUUCUUAUUUCAUCACCUGUCCAGAGACUAUCCAGAUAAAAUGUUUCCACAUUCCUUUUACACUUGGCACAUAAAUAUGGUUGUGUUAGAUAUAUACAGAUCUAAUUUGCAUGAGUGCUGCUCUUCCCACAUUACAUGCAAAUCCAAGAAAUUGUCUUCUGGAAUCAUUUGAGAUCGCACGAGGCCGUUUGCAGCUUUCAUUUUUUUCAAUCAUGUCUAAUUUCAGUAACAAAAGACCUCCAUGUACAGUAUGACCAGAUAGCAAUCUGUCUCCAAAGUGUCUUAGUAGCGUUUACACUUGACUUUUAUAGAUAGCUGUCUGAUCAGCCCAAGACACAUAGAGCCUCCUUACACUUAUUACUUGCAUUAACAUGUGUUUAGUGUCCGGAUCGUAUCUGGAUACACUUUGGCCGGAUUGCAUUUAGACUUUUUAUUAAAAUGCAUCCCCAGGUUGACCAGAUUUUUGAUCUGAUUUAUUUUCUCCUAAUAAGAAGCCCAUCACCACGUGCAUUGUUUUUGAAUGUUGAUGCAAGUGCAUGUUGCAAGUGCGAGGUGUGAACAGACCUAUGAAGUGGCUAAGCGUAAAUGGGCUCCAUACUGUCUUUGUUGCGAGUUUAGCAUCCUCCUCCAAACGCGCUGCCGUGUUUGCCAGUAAAGCAUUACUAAAAGUUUGAGAUGCGGUGGCACACAGCACAGCGGCAGCAGAGGAAACAUCUGUGGCCCUCAAGCUGCUAAUACAACCAUAGCAAUAAAAUCAGAAAAUGACAGGGACUGGAUCUGUUAAUACUCAUUGACUGUUUUUGUUAUUGACUGUGUAUUUAAUAACAGUAGUAGACAUCAGGCAACAUUGUCAGAAAAGAAAUGUAGAUUAGUGUGUUACGAGAUCAUUUCUAAGUUUCCUUCAGAACUUUUUACUGAAAACACUAUAAAUGUCUCAUUCUUUAUAACAAAUGUCAUUUGCUGUGCUUCUUGAAUAUCUUUCACUGAACUGGUACACAGGAAAAUGAUUAAUAAAAAAAGUUCCCAGA